GCAAAUAUCGCAUUGUUUAUGUUUCCAGUAUUUAGCGAUAAACAUAAUCUCUGGAAAUAAAUGUGCAUCAACAACAUAAUUGCAAAUCAAUACUAAAAAUAUCAACUCUGCAUAUUUACACUCAAACAAAGGAACUUAGAAAUUUUGUUCUUGUCAGUUUAGAAGUUGUGAAUUAUAGAUAUUAAGGAGUGUUGUGGGAUUGUGUUGUGAAAUAAGUUUUAAUAACAUUUAAUAGUGAAAUCAUUAUCGCAUUAUUUGUACUGUAAAACGUGUUUCUUAAUUAAAUUUAAAUGAUAAUAUGAGGACGUCUAAUAUGGAAGAUAAUAGUUCGUACGUUUUGAUAUGUUGAUGAAUUGUCUAGAUAAAAGCAAAAGUGGAUAUAAGCGAAGAAAAGAAACAAUAGAAAUUUUAACCAUACAUAUGUGUCUGUUCACACAUUAAAUGGACCCUGUUUUGCGUUGCAGUAAGAUUUGUGUAGCUUGCAUUGACAUGAAGUCAGCGAUUUAAGGAAGUUGCUAUUAAUUAAAAAAUUCUGAAUAUCAGAAUACAUAAUACGUUCUUAAGCAAACUGUUAAUUAAAGUUAUAAGUUAACGAUUAUUACAAGUUGUUAUUGGUAAUAAUUAAUAUUAUUUAACAAAAAAGUUUGCGGAAAAGCGAAGAAAAAAAGAAAACGUAUUAAAAAAAUGCAACAAGAAUCCAGUGAAGAAAGUUGGCUAGAAGAACAGUGUCAUCGUGAGAUAAACGCCCAACACGACGAAAACGAACGUGAAUAUGUCAGACAUCGGGAUAGUUCCUUGGGUACCGUUUGGGGUGCAUUUCAAGAGUCGGCAACUGCGGUAGCUCAUCUUUACAGAGAGCGUUCUUCUGUAACCUAUUCCGAUACAGGCGCGCUAUGGCUUCCAUUUCAAACUGCUGCUGGAACAGUCACAACACUUUAUAAAGAAUCUUGUGAUGGAUUAAAACGAACGAAUGAAGCUGCAAUACAAUGUGGAUACCAAAGACGCACACGUGAAUUAGCUGAUUGGGCGCGUAGUAAAAAGCGACGUAUGAUACGUCGUGAAGAUUUGUUAGCCUAUUUGGCUGGUAAACCUUUACCGCCAUUAUCAACAUCUCAUUUAAAUCGUCGUUCGCCUAAACCUGAGCAAGUACAUGCUCAUUCACACUCAAAUUCUGGAGGUUUAUAUUCGCCUAAUAUCUUACAUCAUACUGGUCAACAUGGACAACACCAAAUUCCUUCAACAAUGGAUUCAAAUAAUGAUCUACAUACUUUUAAGGAGGCACUAGUAUUAAGACCACGUGGUCCUGAGCUUUUGGCAUUCGUUGCUAGUGAAAUAGCACGUCAUUGUAAACGCCCAGCAAGUCCGAUAGAUGACAAAAUGGAUGUCUGCCAUUUUAGUAGUAAGCGUCAACGUUUUAUGUAGAAGUAUAGGAAUAAACAGGAGUAUAUGAACAAACUACACUCAACUAUAAUACCAAACUAGUUCUAUACAUUAUGAUUAAGAUCAUAAACUAUACAUAAUAUAAGCGCCAACAUAACGUCAUUAUUUUUUUGUAUUGGGGAUAAUGUAACUUUAAAUUUUUCCCUGCUAUGAUAUAACAUCAAAAUAUUCAACAUUAAUUUAAGGAGAUGAAAUAACAUUAUUUUUUAGUAAUUUUUUAAAAAGUAAUACAAAAAUAGGUAGAGGUGAUAUAUAAGUUUAAGUACUUCUUUUGCCUAAAAGCAUUUGCGUACUUCACACAUAUGUGUAAAAAAAUAUAUUGAUUUUUUCUCGAUAUUGUCUCAAAAAUAAAAACAGUCG
Molecule: messenger RNA, 1800 nt
Organism: Teleopsis dalmanni
Lineage: Eukaryota; Metazoa; Arthropoda; Insecta; Diptera; Diopsidae
Product: UPF0472 protein C16orf72 homolog
Exons: 5
Coding region: 685-1422 (245 amino acids)
Source: RefSeq, a predicted model, not a curated record